This is a messenger RNA of Diachasma alloeum, 5558 nucleotides long. It is a transcript of the gene PIP5K59B, whose product is annotated as phosphatidylinositol 4-phosphate 5-kinase type-1 alpha. The record is from RefSeq and is a predicted model, not a curated record. Gene Ontology annotation, biological process: phosphatidylinositol metabolic process. Gene Ontology annotation, molecular function: phosphatidylinositol kinase activity. The transcript has 17 exons. The coding region runs from base 364 to 2925 and encodes 853 amino acids. Lineage: Eukaryota; Metazoa; Arthropoda; Insecta; Hymenoptera; Braconidae.
CAUGGCGUCCGGUCAAUAGAGACGAGAGGGAGGAGAGUAGUUGUAUGGUUGGAUUGGAGGUAGUGGGUGUCGUGGCCCCCCGGAAUACUGGGCCCUCAGUCUACAGUUUUUUUUUUCAUCAACCAUUUAUCAUUUAAACAAAAACAUUCCUCACUCAAUUAAGUAUUCUCGUUAGUUGUGGAUAAACACAGUUGAGUGACUCAACGAUGAAUCAAGCUGAUUCUAGUGUGCGAUUUAGUGUACAAUAAUAGUGAUGAUUGGGGGAGUGAAAAUGCAAUCAAUUCGCAUGCACUACGGGCCCUCAAACUGUCAAGAUCGUGGCUGAGUCAGGAAUUUCGCAGUCGAUUUUUUUAAAGUUACAAAAUGGCUUCGGGCGACAAUGUGGAUGUGAUUGAAGUCGUUGAGACUAGUUUUGGGGGUGGAAACAGGGGUGAUGACUUGUCCUCGAGGCUCAAUGACUCUGGCGAUGAGGACGAUAAGUCAACAACUGGUGAGAGGGUUACCUUUGACAGUUCAGCUGCACAACAUGGAAGUGGCGGACCGAAGACACCCUCGGGAAUUUCCAGGGGAAAGUCCGAGAGGGAGAGGAAAAUUGGACACAGGAGGGUUGGCGUGGGUGGUGAAAUCACCUACAAAAAGAUUCAAACGACUCAGAUUAUGGGCUCGAUACAACUGGGAAUCCAGCACGCUGUUGGUGGAUUAGCUAGUAAACCUGAGAGGGAUUUGUUGAUGCAGGAUUUUAUGACUGUUGAGACCACGAAUUUCCCAAGCGAAGGAUCCAAUCACACGCCAGCCCAUCAUUUUUCCGAGUUCAAGUUUAAAAAUUACGCUCCAAUUGCAUUUAGAUACUUUAGGGAUCUUUUUGGCAUCCAGCCGGAUGAUUUUUUGAUGUCUAUGUGUAGUUCACCCCUUCGGGAGUUAUCGAAUCCCGGUGCCAGUGGAAGUAUCUUUUAUUUAACAGAGGAUGACGAAUUUAUAAUAAAGACUGUGCAGCAUAAAGAGGGAGAAUUUCUUCAGACCCUAUUACCUGGUUAUUACAUGAACCUCAAUCAAAAUCCACGAACCCUGUUACCAAAGUUCUUCGGAUUGUACUGCUACCGUUGCAACAGCAAGAAUGUUAGAUUGAUUGCUAUGAAUAAUCUCCUGCCCUCGGCAGUUAAGUUGCAUCAGAAGUAUGAUUUGAAGGGAUCGACGUACAAAAGAAAAGCGUCGAGGAGUGAAAGAUCCAAGAAAUCACCGACUUACAAAGACCUGGAUUUCAUGGAACAUCAUCCUGAGGGAAUUUUUCUGGAGGCUGACACUUAUGGUGCUCUUGUCAAGACUAUUCAGAGGGAUUGUCGUGUGCUCGAGAGCUUCAAGAUUAUGGAUUAUUCGUUAUUGGUUGGAAUUCAUAAUUUGGAUCAGGCUGCGAGAGAGAAAACGGAACCGAGGCUAUCGACAACAGUCGAAGAAGAGCCAGGAGAAGCUGGUUAUGAGAGUGGUAGUUUUGUCCAAGUGGAACGUGAAAAAGAUCGCGAGGAUAGGAUAGGUGCGACAGCCCUCAACAGAUCACGUAGUAUUAAUCGGCAAAGGCUGGUUGCCCACAGCACUGCCAUGGAGAGCAUCCAGGCUGAGAGUGAACCGAUAGAUGAGGAAGAUGACGUACCCAGUCCUGGGGGUAUUCCAGCGAGGAAUGCACGAGGCGAGCGUCUCUUGCUAUUCCUCGGUAUAAUUGACAUCCUUCAGAGCUAUCGAUUGAAGAAGAAACUCGAGCAUACGUGGAAAUCCAUGAUACACGAUGGGGACACUGUGUCGGUACAUCGACCAGGCUUUUACGCCCAGCGCUUCCAGGACUUCAUGGCAAAGACUGUAUUCAAGAAGAUACCAUCACUGGACCUGCCUGAGAUUAAGGGGAAUCAUCGCAAAUUCCGUAACCUCGUCACCAGCUACAUAGCUCUGAAACAUUCCCCAUCGAAGAGAAAAAGCAUUACGAGGCCCCUGAGGCCACUGGAGGGUGACUUUGAUUCAACUGUGGUGACGGCGGUUGGAAGUACGAUGCAUGCAACAUCACCCACGAAAGCUGUGAGCCCAACAAGUCCCGAGGGUGUUCCACCGGUGACCACCGGUCCAAUAAUCUCGCCGAGUUCAGUGCCAAUAGCGACCUCCACCCCCGUCAACGUCCCCACAACGGUUCUCGCGACCUCGACAAGCGGUGGAAUAACCACAGGCCCACCUCCACUAUCCGUCAACUCGUCCCAAGUCCGUGCGAGUUACCCGGCAGUCCUCAAAGGCCGAUCAGCAGCCAGUCCACCGAAUCCAAAUCUGGUGCCAUCAGGAAAGAUUCCACCGCCAGUUCCACCCCGUGGCACUGGUAAACGCGCGAGUAUCGACGAAGUACAGCGCGGCAACGUGUCAUCAUCAUCGUCGACAUCCGGUCGAGGUGGCACCCUCCCAUCAACCUGCUCCACCCCACCCCCACCUUUUGAUGAUGCUGUGAGAUCCAACGAUCAGACACUGGCCUCGGGUGGUCUACAGACGACUGUCACUCAUGUCAAGCAGAACAAAACUGUUCAUCAUGUCACGCUCAGUACCAAGACGUAUCACGACUCUGUCAGUAUAUCAGAUGUUCAUCUCGAGAGCAGCGGAAGUGGUGGCAGUGGUGGUCGUGAGACAAAAUCGUCCUUGAGCGUCGAGAGUGGAGGUAGCAGUCGAGGGGGUGGCGGACUCACCUGGACGCCACCAGCAGGUAGUGCCGAGGGAUCAACCCCCACAUGGACAGAGGGUACCCCGUCCUUCACUGAGAGCUCGAGCAGUGGUGACAUAGGUUGUCCAACAACACCGACGAAAGGUAAUCAUCGUAAUGACGUUGGGGGAAGAGUUGCGGCUACUGUUGAAGAGGCACUUGCUAGUCUUACUACGGAAAUGGAGAUACUGCAACGAGAAUGAACUGCACUUGGUCAAUAAUAAUCACCACAGUGGGGAAUGCACAACGGCUCUCGCAUUAUCUCCGCCGAAAUCUGGCCGAUUUGAGGAUAUGAAUGAUUUGAAGACGGAGAGGGUCGUAAAUACAGGUGGAAAGAGCGUGUGAUUGUGCCCCCUUCGUUGUGUUCAAAAUUCUACGUGUAUACGAGCCUUUCACUGUUACUGUAUUCUGAAGUUAUUCCAUUCGUUUUAAUCCCCCAUUAUUUCAAGCCAAUGUUGUGGCCGAUUAAAUUAUAACGACAACGACUGAACGAUUAUCGGAUCUGUAAUCUCGUGAUCAUGAUUAUUCCGGGCAUUAUCGUAUUAUUCGAGAUCACUGGUUACAUGGAGCUGUAUUCUAUCGCGUUAUUCCAUGUUCAAAAUGUUUAGAAUUGAUACUUUUAUUUUAAAGUGGACAGAGCAUUUGGCUGUUGAAGUUCUUUUAUUCGGGAAAUGAGGAAAUAUGAAAAUCAUUGGGUAGGAUUUCUUUUAUUUUGAAGAACAAAUAAUUUGUUAUUCCUCAAAAUAAUGAAUAUGUGCAUAUCUAAUAUUUUUCACUCGAUUCUUGCAUUCGAGAAUAAAAAAACUUCACGCAAAACUCGAGUUUAUGUUGCUUGUAGGAAGUUCAUGUGGUUUCUUCGAUGAUUCCGAUAUUGACAUUCCAAUGGGAAAUUUAAUUGUUUCGUCUUGAAUUGAAUAGAAAAUCCUAGCGUUCUCCGUAAGAAUUCUACUGGAUUUUUAUUGGAAUUCCACUAACAUUCAACAUUUUUCAAUAGAUAUUCGAUGAAAAAACGUCAAUUAAUUUUUUUAUAUAAAUAAUUCUUUUGAAAUUCUUUAGAAGUUUCUGGAGGAUUUUUCCAUUACAAAAUGUCCAACCAAAAAAUAUAUAAUUUAUUUCCACAUUUUUAUAGAAAAAUGAAUAUCUAUUUUGAAUGAAUAUCAUUGAAUAUCAUUUUUCUCUGUCAAAUAUCGAUUGACAACCGCAUGAAAAAAGUGCAAUGGAAAUUCAGAAGAUUUUCAUAGAGAAAUCGCUCGGCUCUUCCAAAUUUUCGUCACAUGAAAAUUAUUCUUGAAAUUUCCUUCGAGUUGAAGCCUAGAAAUGAGAGAAACGUAAUUGUACAUAAUAGAUUUGUGAGCAAAUAUGAUAUUUCUUACGUAACUUAUUGAAAGCAGUGAAUUUGUAAUUCACCGUUGCGUUCUGUCUGUGUCUGUAACUAUAAAUAUAUAAACGUGUCCGUGUAUUAUACAAGACGUUUGACAAGAUGAUUCGAGUGAUUAAUAGGAUUGUGGAUGAGAAUGCAUCUAUUAUAGAAAGAUCCAGAAUGCCUUAUUACAAGUGGAGCCAUUUGAUUCUCCUGGAUAAAAGUAACUCCGGGAUAUACUCAAGCAUAAAUCAAUGUUAUUGUAUAUCGUAUUAUUCUCUGAUUGAUGACUAUAAUCCCAGUAAUUCAGGAUUAAAAAUGUGCCACUUUUCGCGGUCGUCUAUCAAACAAAUGAUGAAACGUUUGUCGCUAGACGUUUUAAACCAAAAUGUUGUUCAGCAAUGAUUGAUAUGAUUGAGUAAUAGUUAAGUCUCCUGGCAUUUAUGAAUGUGACUCGUGUAUGGGAGUCCCUGGGGGUGACAUUUCGAGGGAAUUGUCGAUAAUUCAUCCUCAGACUGUUGAAACAGUACUUAGUGUCGCAUUUAUUACUGUAUAGAGAGUCUGUGGUUCACUGCUUUCGCCUUUGAGGCUUGGAGAUUUUUUUUUUCUUCACUCUCAGGUCUUUAUUUUGCUCAAAUUGUCGAUGUCGUGGACGUUAAACUGGCAUGAAAGUACUCGAUUCACGAUGAGCAUUGGUGUCCGUAUUUUGGGACAUAAUACUAAAUCAUGGGGUUUUAUUCGGUUGUAACGUGGGGGAAGAAGGGCAUAAGUAAAGGGAUGUCGCGGAACUGAAGGGAAAUUACAAAAUUUUUGUGAAGAUUUUUUUUUAGAGAAUCUCCAGGGGUAGAAUGAAGAGUGUUUAAGGGUUUUCGGUCCUCCUUUUUAUUUAGACGUAUUUAUCUCGGAAUUUAGGAGAGAUAGCGAAAUUUUUGAAUGAACCUUUUUUAUAGACAAUUUCAAGAGCUACAAAAAAGGUUUUUAUGAAAAUUUUCGCAUCUCCUUCGGAUUCAGAAAUAUUUAGCUAAGAAACUGAGAAAUUUGACUAUUUUUUCAAACGAUAAAGCAAUUUGUGAAAUCACUUAAUUUUUUGAAAUUUUUAUAACGAUUUUAUAUAUUUCAGUUUUCUAAAAAAAAAUUUUGAUUUUUCCUUCAGAUUUCGUCAAAAAUAAUCCUGAAAUAAUGUCAAUUCUUUCCCUUUUCCGCCCACUUUACAAUUGCAUUAGUCACAUAACCGCUGAUUCAUAUUAAUUUUCACCAUCAAUGUGCUUGCUUUCUCUGUGCUGUUACUUUAAUCUGUAAAUGUUGGGUCAGAGCUAAAUAACGAUUGAGUAUAAAUACCUAAAGAUGAAAAAUGAAAUGAAAGAAAAAACGAAAAAAAAUACAGAAACAGAAACAGAGCGGUGGAUCGCAUGGGAAAUUGGAUGGAACAGAGAUAACUGAUUGGCAGAAUGGAUCCGGCUCGGAGGAUAGCAGCUC